GUUGCGAUCUGGAAAUCUUUUUCGGUGAACCCUUGGUGACGUCGAAGGAUCGGAUUGAUGGACUUGCCGAUGCGUGAACUUCUGCAGUGCGCCUGCGUCUGCGUCUAAGUGAAUCUAAUCAAUCCCCGCCAAUUCAUCCAAUCACGAUCAAAUCACCAAAUAAACACAUUGAUACCAAGCCUAACCCUAUCGGGGAUCCCCGCAUUUUACUCGAGUAGACAGAACUAUUGCCAAGGGCUCCCUGACCAAUCAUCAGGAUCAUCUCAUGCUGCCGAAUUGAGCUGUGGUCCAGUUCAGGCACGAGAAAUCCAUCCACCGUGUCCAUAACCACCAACAGGUACGAGUCCACCCAAAAUCCAUUCUCCUGUACCUGCUCUGCACAUUUCACUCACAAUUCCAUCAUCCAGAUCCCCAAUUCCCACCACCCAAAAUGCGUUUCAUUACCCCCCUUACCAUGGCGGCAUUGGCCACCGCGGUCCUGGCCGCAGAGGUCAAGAUCGAGGUCACUCGCGCCGUCGAAUGCGACCGCAAAUCCAAGAAAGGAGACAAGAUUUCCGUUCACUACCGAGGAACCCUGACCGACGGGAAAGAAUUCGAUGCCAGUUACAACCGUGGAACACCAUUGGACUUCGAGGUGGGCAGAGGAAGUGUCAUUAAGGGGUCAGUCCCAUUGCUGCAUGGACGGAGCGAGGGAGUUACGUAUAGCUGAUGCCGAAUUGUAGUUGGGAUGAUAACCUCAUCGACAUGUGCAUUGGCGAGAAGAGAACUUUGACCAUUCCUCCGGAGCAUGGAUAUGGAGAUAGAGAUAUGGGUCCUAUCCCAGCUGGAAGUACUCUGAGUAUGUACUCCUUCUCUCCAAGUUUAGAGGCAUAAAAUUAAAUGUCCCCUCUUUAUGCAAAUGUGUAUACUAACCUUCACAUCACAGUCUUCGAAACCGAAUUGAUGGCGAUCAAAGGUGUCAAGGCCCCGGAGAAGAUUGUGGAAAAGGAAAAGCCAGCAGAGGCAAAGCCAGCUGCGGCAACCGAAUCAGUAAGCAGUGUGGCAUCAGAUCAAGCAAAAGACGCUCCCGAAGGUAUCAAGGCCGGCGCAGCCAGUGUCCUCUCCGAGGCUGCCGAGGCCGUUAAAACCAUCCUUGCUGACUCUGAUGACGCUGGACAGGAGCACAACGAGUUGUAGGGAACCAGAAGGUCGAUGUGUGUAGUCAAUGGAGUUGGGGGUUAUGUUGAUAGCGUUGGACUGGACCCGACCGACCAUUGAUGAUGAUGGGA
Hymenoscyphus albidus is the source of this 1268-nucleotide messenger RNA. NCBI's taxonomy places the organism in Eukaryota, Fungi, Ascomycota, Leotiomycetes, Helotiales, Helotiaceae. The record is from the annotation of a GenBank genome assembly.